Messenger RNA from Hydra vulgaris (swiftwater hydra), 2166 nucleotides. Its product is annotated as tyrosine-protein phosphatase non-receptor type 11. The record is from RefSeq and is a predicted model, not a curated record. Gene Ontology annotation, molecular function: cell adhesion molecule binding; non-membrane spanning protein tyrosine phosphatase activity; receptor tyrosine kinase binding. Gene Ontology annotation, cellular component: cytoplasm. Lineage: Eukaryota; Metazoa; Cnidaria; Hydrozoa; Anthoathecata; Hydridae. Gene Ontology annotation, biological process: positive regulation of ERK1 and ERK2 cascade; protein dephosphorylation.
CAUCCUACGUUUCUUAAUUACAACAUUCAUGUUUUAAAUUACCUCUUACUUUCUCAAUUACCACUUUCAACUUUAUGGUAUUUACCGCAUGCGUUAGUCAGUGUACCGCAUUUGCUUGUUGAUCUUAACUGUCCUGUCAACUACUAAAGCAUGCAAUUCUACAAUGAAAUGAUAUGUUGAUUAUUGUAAUUUGUUGAAAGUAUGACAUCAAGAAGAUGGUUUCAUCACCACAUCAAUGGACAAGAAGCAGAACAGCUGCUAAUGGACCGUGGUACUAAUGGUAGUUUUUUAUGUAGACCUAGUAGUUCAAAAAAAGAUUUCACUCUUUCUGUUAGGUUAGUUUUUAGGCGAAAUGAUAGGGUGACUCAUAUAAAAAUUCAGAACAAUGGAGAAUACUAUGAUCUCUACGGAGGAGAACAAUUCUCAACAUUAUCUGAACUUAUACAAUAUUACAUGGAACAUGAUUUGCAUGAAAAAAAUGGAGAAUUAAUUGAACUAAAGUAUCCUAUGAAUUCAAAGGACCCAACUUCAGAAAGAUGGUUUCAUGGUCACAUGUCAGGAAAAGAUGCUGAAAAUUUAUUAAUGGAUAAAGGCAAAAAUGGGAAUUAUCUAGUGAGAGAAAGUAUUAGAACACCUGGAGAUUAUGUGUUAACAAUUCGGUCGGAUGACAAUGUGAUUCAUGUCAUGAUCAGAAAUGUUAAUGAAGAAUAUGAUGUUGGCGGUGGAAAAAAAUUUAAUACAAUUACUGAACUUGUUGAUUAUUAUAAACAAAACCCAAUGGUGGAAAGUAAAUUUGGAAGAGUUGUACAUCUUAAACAGCCAUUCAAUGCAACAAAAAUAACAGCAUCUUCAAUUGGUGAUCGCGUUGUUGAGCUUCAAAAAGAUGCUAAUACAGUAAUACAAGGCAAAGAUGGAUUCUGGGAAGAAUUUGAACAAUUACAACAGCAAGAGUGUAAACAUCGCUACAGUCGAAAUAUUGGAUUGAGUGCAGAAAAUAAACAUAAAAAUAGAUUUAAAAAUAUUGUUCCUUUUGAUCAUACCAGGGUUAUCCUGUUAGGUGAAAGUGAUUAUAUCAAUGCUUCUUAUAUUGAUGGAGAAAGUGAACAUGAAUAUAUCGCAACACAAGGUUGUCUUGAAGAAACUAUUUAUGAUUUUUGGAGAAUGGUUUAUCAGGAAAAUAGCAGAGUAAUACUUAUGGUCACCAGAGAAAUUGAAAAAGGCAAGAGUCGGUGCGCAAAGUACUGGCCAGAUAUUAAUUGCACAAUCCAGUAUAACAAUUUUCAUAUCAGUAAUAUUGAAGAGUUAGAAACUCCACAUUUCAUAUACAGAGAAUUAAAGUUAAUAAACGAAGAGGAGAAUGAAGAAGAAGCAAACUCAAUAUAUCAUUAUCAAUAUAUUGGCUGGCCUGAGCAUGGUAUACCAUCAAAUGUUGGCUCAGUUAUAGGAAUAUUACAUGACAUAAACUUAAAACAGAAAUACAGUAAUUAUCCAGGUCCUAUAAUUAUUCAUUGCAGUUCUGGAGUUGGGCGAACUGGUGCAUUUAUAGUAAUUGAUAUCUUGGUUAAAAUUCUUCAGAAACAAGGUAUGGACUGUGAAAUUGAUAUUCAAAAAACAGUGCAACAUGUUCGUUCACAAAGACCUGGAAUGGUUCAAUUAGAGGCUCAAUACAAAUUCAUCUAUUUGGCUAUAGCUCAUUAUGUUGAAAUGGAGCAUAAACUUAAGCAAAGAGCUAUUUUACCAAAUGAUUUGAAUAAGAAAUCAAAUUUGCCUAAACGAGUAGAUCCUUGUUUGGAUUCAUCUUCAAAUUUUUAUGAAAAAGUUGAAAAUAAGUAUAUACAUUCUCAAAGGAAAGUUAAGCCAUUACCUGCAGUGAAUUCAAAUACAGAUAUAACUCCUCCAGUUCCUGAAAGAAGGCCAAAGCCUUUGGUAUCAACUAUAUACCCUUUUAAACAAGAAACAGUUGUUAAUGAGGAAAUCAAUGAGAAUACUCCUCCGCCUCAAAUUCCUACAAGAAAAAAAGUAUCAUAAGAUUUCGACAACAACAAAAAACAAUUUGUAAAUGUUAUCAUUCUCGUGUGCAGGAACAUUUUUAUAGGCUAAUUUAUGUCGAGUUUUUCCACACAAAAAUGUAAAUUAAAAAAGAAAUAUAAUUAAUCAUUAAAUUAA